GUGAAAACGGCGUGUCUCUUUAGCAUAUUGCUUUUUUGUGGAAAGUUCCACGUUAUCACGAUGGGUUUUGGUGUUCGUGUUCAGUCAGGAAUCGGGUUCGUGGUGCCAACAUAACCGGUCGCGGCUAGAGAUAUUUUCGGGAAAAUCGUGGCUGGAGGAAAAAAAACGAAUUGGAAACGUCGUUUGUUGUGCGACGGUAAAUCGGCUCGUCGAAUUUCCGUUCGAUUUCCGUCGGGUUGUUCGGCGUCCACGGUCCACACGGAGGAACGUUCUCGGGUUGAAAGUUGGUGUUUUGAUGUUUGUAGUUCCGGCGAAGUGGAGCAACGAAACAGACCACGGGGGUCGCACGCGGGGUACCGAUACGCGUGUUACGGUGUGCGCGGAUAUCGUAAAUAAUUAUUUUUUUAAACCCCGUCCCAAUCGCAGUCGCGGUUACAAUCGAGAUCCUGCACAUAGCAUAGCGUGACUUUCGUGUACGAAUUAUCCACGAGGCCGGCUCGAUUAUCGAACUCUGUUAAAUAUGGCGAACAGUGUAGCACCAGAUUCGUGGGAACAGCAGGCGGACAACGGAGACAUCGGCCCGCCGCAGGACAAGUCCAUCGAGAGCAAAUUCUCGACUUUGAACGUGAACGCUGCGGAAUUCGUGCCUUCAUUCUGCAUUCAUUCUUCGCCGCAGGAUAGUAACGCGGCCGACAGUUCCUGCAAUGUCGCUGUCAUGACGAAUAGUGUAACCACCUCUGUGCCCCCUGAAAUACAUCAUGGCAGUACCACUCCAGUGGUUCUAACAGAUCCAAUUGGCAGCCGCGUGGAGGAACCGCCUGCCGGGGGAGGGGCUCCACCUCCAAAUGUCACUGAUCAAAUAAAUACUAGUCCUGAGCAUCAACCAGCUGAUUCCUGGGAAGAAGCGGCAGUGGAUGGAGAUCCUCUGUUAACUCCUGAAGAUGAAGAAGUGGACAAUGAGGAAGACGAAGAGAUGGUUGUUAAAGUACCUAAAAAGAAGCCUGUUAAAAUAACGGAAGAUACUAAGAGUAAAAAGGAACAUGUUAAUGUUGUUUUUAUAGGACACGUUGAUGCAGGGAAAUCAACGAUUGGUGGACAAAUCAUGGCAUUGACGGGGAUGGUAGACAAGAGAACCCUCGAAAAGUACGAGAGAGAAGCAAAGGAGAGAAGUAGAGAGACGUGGUACUUGAGUUGGGCACUAGACACGAAUCAAGAGGAACGGGAAAAGGGAAAGACGGUGGAAGUUGGCAGAGCGUAUUUUGAAACAGAGCGGAAGCAUUUCACGAUCUUAGACGCUCCCGGCCACAAGAGUUUUGUACCGAACAUGAUCGGCGGCACAGCACAAGCUGAUCUCGCUGUUCUAGUUAUCUCUGCGCGAAAGGGCGAGUUCGAAACCGGCUUUGACAGAGGUGGUCAAACAAGAGAACACGCUAUGCUGGCUAAAACCGCUGGCGUGAAGCAUUUGGUUGUGUUAGUAAAUAAGAUGGAUGAUCCGACCGUGGAAUGGGAUGAGGGGAGGUACAAUGAAUGCAGAGACAAAAUACUGCCAUAUCUUCGCAAACUGGGAUUCAACCCCGCAAAAGACCUCACGUUUAUGCCAGUUUCUGGACAGCUAGGCAUCGGCUUGAAAGACCCAAUACCGGAUCACCUCUGUACGUGGUACACUGGUCCACCGUUCAUAUCCUUCAUCGAUUCGCUACCUUCGCUUAAUCGUAAGAACAACGGGCCCUUUAUCAUGCCAAUUGUUGAUAAAUAUAAGGACAUGGGAACAGUGGUGAUGGGCAAGGUCGAGGCGGGAGAAGCGAAGAAAGGGCAGUCACUACUCGUUAUGCCUAACAGGACGGCAGUGACGGUAGACCAAUUAUGGUCGGAUGACGAGGAAGUGACAUCAGUAGGUCCAGGCGAGAACGUUAAGAUCAAGUUGAAGGGGAUCGAGGAGGAGGACGUGAGUCCCGGUUUCGUCCUCUGCGACAGUAACAAUCCCAUUAAGACAGGAAGAGUGUUUGAUGCUCAGGUGGUAAUCCUAGAGCACAAGAGCAUCAUCUGCGCAGGCUAUAGUGCUGUGAUGCACAUCAAUUGCGCGGCCGAGGAAGUCACAGUAAAGGCACUGAUCUGUCUUGUGGAUAAAAAGACGGGCGAGAAGAGCAAAACCAGGCCGAGGUUCGUCAAACAGGACCAAGUGGCCAUCAUGAGAAUCGAGUGCUCCGGUGUCAUAUGCCUUGAAAAAUUUAAAUUGUUUCCACAGUUGGGACGUUUCACCCUCAGGGAUGAGAAUAAGACUAUCGCGAUCGGUAAGGUGCUGAAAGUGGUAGAGUAAAUGUUGCUCAACUGUAACCACGGAUGGGGAUUUAUUAAUCAAUUUUUUGGGAAAACGACGAACGAACACAUGCAGAAGAGUACGCAAAGCCGAACACAGUACGCACGAGAAAAACUAAAAACAAACAAACGAAAAAAUACUAACAAAGGAGCAAAACGUUAAACCAGCGUAACAAGAACUAUUUGCGAGCUACCGUUAAUUGUAACAUACACCCAUCUACACGCAAAAGAUGCAAGUAAAUGAAAAAAAAUAUGGAAAAAGGAAUUAUACGAAGUUCUGCGUCAAAUGAGAAAAAAAAGAAGCACAUUACAUCGUAUGCACAGACAGUUGGGCUGGGGUUUGGGGAAAAUCACGUCGGGGGGGAGGGUGGGGUAUUUAUAACCUGAAAUAAAGAGAAAAAAAAGCAAAUAGAUUUGAUUAUAUAGAUAAAAAGAAAAAAAGGAGACAAGCAGCUAAAGUUAAAGUAAAUGAAACUCGAGAGCGCGCGCGUGUUCCUUUUAAUUAGGUAAGCGGAACGACAGACACUCGCAGCGGAGUUUAAUUAUAUGAAAAUCGAAUAAUGAUCAAACGAUGGAACCGGUGUCUCCUUUGAAUAUUGUAAAACACGAUAUUUUUAUUCUUCUGAGGUGCGAGACAUUGAACGAGGGACAAGGGGGAGUGAAGGAUCACCGAUUUACCGCGAGUAAAAACAAACUAAGUAAAAAAAAUAACAAAUAUUAUUAAUAUUAUUGUAAUGAUUAUUGAAUAAUUAUUAUUAACAAAUUUGGUGGUAAGAAAAACUGAGAAAGGAAAGAGGAGAGGCAGAAAAUUUAUUCAAAUAAAAAUCAGCUGAAUAGUGUUA
Messenger RNA from Megalopta genalis, 3158 nucleotides. It is a transcript of the gene eRF3, whose product is annotated as eukaryotic translation release factor 3. The record is from RefSeq and is a predicted model, not a curated record. Gene Ontology annotation, molecular function: GTPase activity; GTP binding. Lineage: Eukaryota; Metazoa; Arthropoda; Insecta; Hymenoptera; Halictidae.